AUGUCACUGGUACGGACGGCGAUGAUCGGUCUUUUUCUAAUCGCGUUUCUUCAAAACGCCGCGGCUCAGCAAAGUAGUGUUGCGUAUCAUGGUACGGUUGCAACGGACGAUGGAAGGUGUUCUAAAAUCGGGAUGGAAGUUCUUCUUCAAGGAGGAAACGCGAUUGAUGCGUCGGUCGCUGCUACGCUGUGUUUGGGCGUUGUGAGUCCAGCAUCUAGCGGUAUAGGCGGUGGAGCGUUUAUAGUAGUUAAGAGAGCUAAUGGGAAGGAAGUAGUUUACGACUCUAGAGAAACCGCUCCUCUCCGCGCCACAGAGGAUAUGUAUGGUGGUGAUCGUCAGCUUAAGCAUAAAGGACCCUUAUCAGUAGCCGUUCCCGGGGAGGUCGCAGGUCUAUUCACGGCUUGGACACAACACGGGAAGCUACCGUGGAAGCAGUUAGUGUCUCCCGCGCAGAAACUUGCAGCUCAAGGAUACGCGAUUUCAAAGUAUCUCUAUGUGCAAAUGAACACGACCAGAGACGAUAUCUUAGCCGACAAAGGUCUCUCUGAGCUUUUUGUUUCAAACGGAGAGCUCAAGAAACCAGGCACGAUCGUCCGUAACCCAAAGCUGGCUCUUUCGCUGAGUGAAAUCGCGGAACACGGUCCAAAAGCAUUUUACAAUGGCACGGUUGGAGCUAACCUAGUGAGUGAUAUACAAAAGUCCGGAGGGAUAGUAACUUUGAAAGAUUUGUUGAGUUACAAAGUUAAUGUUAAAGAACCAUUAUCUGCGGAUAUUCGUGGAUACCGAUUACUCGGAAUGCCUCCUCCUUCGUCCGGUGGCCCUGGAAUGAUGCUUAUGUUGAACAUUCUUUCUCAGUAUGAGAUUCCAUCGGGUGUUUCGGGACCUCUCGGCACUCAUCGAAUAGUGGAGGCUCUGAAACACGUAUUCGCAGUUCGAAUGAACCUCGGAGAUCCGGCUUUCGUCAAUGUUACUGAUGUUGUUUCGGAUAUGUUGUCUCCAAAGUUUGCAAAAGAGCUAAAGGAAAAGAUAAACGAUGACAAAACCUUUGGUACAAAGUAUUACGGUGGCAAAUGGAAUCAGAUCAAUGAACACGGGACAAGCCAUUUGUCGGUCAUAGAUAGCGAGAGGAAUGCUGUUUCCAUGACCAGUACGAUAAACAGUUACUUUGGGUCAGUGGUGCUGUCUCCGAGCACCGGAAUCGUUCUGAACAACGAAAUGGACGAUUUUUCAAUGCCAGUGAAAUCUAACGUUGACCCGGAUGUGCCACCGCCGGCACCAUCUAACUUCAUCCGUCCCGGGAAAAGACCUUUGUCCUCAAUGGCUCCCACUAUUGUAUUAAAGGAUGGUAAAGUGAAAGCUGCGGUGGGUGCGAGCGGAGGAAUGUAUAUCAUUGCUGGAGCAACUGAAGUUUUCUUGAAUCAUUUUUUCCUCAACAUGGAUCCUCUCUCUUCGGUCUUGGCUCCGAGAAUCUACCAUCAGCUGAUACCAAACCAAAUUCUGUAUGAGAACUGGACGACGGCUUACAAUGAACAUUUCGAGAUUCCUAAAGAGAAGAGAGACGUGUUGCAAAAGAAAGGUCACGUCCUGACGCCGUUACCCGGUGGGACGAUUUCUCAGCUCAUAGUUGAAGAAUCCGGUGGAAAUUCCGGCGGAAUGAGUAGACUUGUGGCAGUCAGUGAUCCUAGAAAAGGAGGGUUCCCUUCAGGAUAUUGA
This is a messenger RNA of Microthlaspi erraticum, 1713 nucleotides long. The record is from the annotation of a GenBank genome assembly. Lineage: Eukaryota; Viridiplantae; Streptophyta; Magnoliopsida; Brassicales; Brassicaceae.